AUAUGUACGCGUGCUGUAGCUCUGUAUCUCCGGUUGGCUUCACAAUCUCUAGGCGUUAUGUGUGUGAUUUUAAUGACAUAUAUAAAAGUAAUCAGGCAGUAACUGCGACCGGUUAGUUCGCCACGAGCACUUCCCCAGGCAACAGAAGCCAAACACUCAACACACCUGCUAAAAGGAUAAUGAAAUUAAACCUGUGAUAAUUGGGUAAAAAAAGUGCAACAUGGACUCAAAAGGCAGUGUGAAGUUCCAAUAUCUGGCUGCAAUAUUUGUAAAUAUUGUUUCCAUUUCCUUCGGCGCUUAUUGCGGCUGGCCUUCGGCCAGUUUCCUGGAGCUCAGCAGUAGCGCCAGUCCCUUGGAGACGGGUCCGCUGAGCAAGCAGGAUCAGGGCAAUGUGGCAUCGGUUCUCUGCCUCGGCGGUCUAGUUGGGAAUGUAUUCUUUCUCUGGUUGGCGGACAAAAUCGGUCGCAAGAACUCGAUGCUGUGGGUGGCAUUGCCUUCGCUGCUGGGCUGGAUUGGGAUACCAUAUGCACGAAAUCCCACGCAUUUGAUAGCCGCUCGUUUUUUGGGUGGAGUGGCAGGUGGCGGCUGCUUCGGUGUGAUACCCGUCUACACGGCGGAGCUGGCAGAGGACACCGUGAGAGGCGUCCUGGGCACACUACUGGUGCUCACCUGCAACUUGGGCGUUCUGUUUGCCUUCAUACUGGGUUACUUCUUCAACUAUGCGACUGUCGCCUGGGUCGUCUCUACCCUGUCCAUAGUGUUUGUGGUGUGCUUCUGGUUUAUGCCCGAGACUCCGCAGCACUUGGCACAGCGACAUAAGCUGUCAGAGGCAGAGGACGCCCUGCGCUAUUAUCGCAAUAUACGCGCUCGUCCUUCCAAAGAGCUGAGCGAGCAGCUGCAGCUGGAGCUGCACAAGUUACGCGCUCCCGAAAAGCCAGACGACGCAGACAUCGAUGACACUGCCGUAACGUGGGCGGACUUUGCCGAUCGAAAGACGCGAAAGGCCUUACUCAUUGGGCUGGGCUUGUUGAUGGCUAAUCAAGGCUGUGGCUGCUUUGCUAUGCUCAACUAUACGGCAAUGAUCUUCGAAGAGUCCGGCUCCAGUCUGCCGCCCACAGUCUCCGCCAUUAUUGUGGGCGUCAUUCAGCUGGUUGGCUCGUAUGUGUCCACUCUGCUAGUGGAGCGCGCAGGUCGCAAGCUUCUGCUGCUCGUUUCCGCGGUUGGCAUUUGCCUCAGCCAGCUGAUCAUGGCUAGCCACAGUUACAUGAAGGUGCUCCAAUAUGAUACGUCCAGCUUCGAUUGGGUGCCCAUUGCUGCGUUCUCUUUCAUGCUGUUCAUCGCCUCGUGGGGUCUGUUGACGCUGCCUUUCCUCGUCAUCUCUGAGAUACUGCCGCCCAAGAUACGCAGCACGGCCAUCAUGGUGCUUAUGUCCGUGCUUUGGCUACUCUCCAUGCUGACCAUCAAGCUCAUUCCACUGCUGACCGCUGCAUGGGGCAUGCACGGGACUGUGCUCUUCUUCGCCUGCUGCACCCUCGCCGGGACCUUGUUCAUUGCCAUAUUUUUGCCAGAGACGAGGGGCAAGACAAUUGAAACUAUUUUGGCUAGUUUGUAGUUAAUUCAUUUUAGUUAAUUAUUAAUUGUUUUCUAUUUCUACUCGUCUUACAACAUUAAAUAUUAUAGGCAUCUUACACGAUCAAGUGCACUUAAACGAGUAUACAUUAUAUAAAUGCCAGACAAGUGGCGUCUUUGUCAUAAAAUUAGUCAAGCGCAACAAUCUGGCUAACUGUCUGCCCGUUGGCCAACAGCUUCCCCUUGAACUUAACUUCUGUGUUCGCGCCUGUCUGCGACUUACAAAUGCCCUCUUUGAUUAGAUUAAAAAGUUCUUGCUAGAGAAACUAUUUUUAUAACCUGAAGACAGCUUCAUUUAUUCUGUGCAGGUGCUCAGAAGAGAUUAACGAUUUUGAUUAUCUGUCUGGUAUUGUGAGAAAGAGCGAGAGAGAAAGACAGUGAUGGGAAAAAAUAAGAGGCAUAGAGAAUAAUCUAUAGAAAUGGGAAACGAAAGAGGGCGACAAACAAAUUAACAGAGAAAGGGAUAAAUAUAGAAAAAGAGAGAGCAGCGAUAAAGAGAAACAAACAGGGGAAUAGAAAGUGGGAGAAAUAGAGACAGAGAUAUAAGUAGUUAAAGAUU
This is a messenger RNA of Drosophila hydei, 2188 nucleotides long. RefSeq names its product facilitated trehalose transporter Tret1. Gene Ontology annotation, cellular component: membrane. NCBI's taxonomy places the organism in Eukaryota, Metazoa, Arthropoda, Insecta, Diptera, Drosophilidae. Gene Ontology annotation, molecular function: sugar transmembrane transporter activity. The transcript has 6 exons. The record is from RefSeq and is a predicted model, not a curated record. Gene Ontology annotation, biological process: carbohydrate transport; transmembrane transport. The coding region runs from base 221 to 1612 and encodes 463 amino acids.